ACUGGAGUAUUUUAACUGCGUAUCCGAACUGAUGCGUGCAUAACAUAUGAAACGAGUGCAAAUCGGGCCAAAUCGGUGUACCGGGUGAAAUCGGGCUAUACAAUCGAGCCCACCUAAUAGUUAUAGGUUACGGUUCAUGUCAUUUCAUGUAUAACAGUUUCGGUUUGUGAAAUAGUUUGUACAUAUAAACUGAGGUAUUUUGACUGUGUUACAGCUGAACUGAUAAAACCUGGAACUGUUUGACGAAGACAAAUGUCUGUCAGGAAGAAAAAACAAACGGAAAAGGAAAAGAAGUUUGAAGAGCAAGAAGAAGGUGAAGUAGUUUCGAAAUGGCAUCCACAGGCUAGAUCAGGAUAUCAGCCCAGACGUAGAGAUGCUUUCUCACGAAGCAUAAGCCCUCCAAACUUAAUACGAUCACAUAGGCUGCUAUCUACACGAGAACAGGACGAUGAUUUACCAGUGAGAUCUAUUCCUAGAAAUUACGCUGUGGUUGACCUUACGAGAUAUACUGGAGAAGUCCCUGACGAGAUUGAAAAGACUCCAUACUACGUAGAUCUCUACCAUAGAUCCUUACAAUAUGGAAUGACAAAUGAUCGUUCCAUUCGGGUGAAUAUAGUUGGGAACUUUGGUCAAGGGAAGACGACUUUGGUAAGACGUCUUACGGAGCGUAAUUUAGACGGCAUUGAGGUCACCAAUGGUAUUGACCUGGCACAUUUCAUUUGUGAGAGAGAAUACUGGGGAAAACUAAAAUAUAAACGUGAGGAAGAAAUGGUCUCACGACAUCAAGAUACUGUAUAUAAUAUGGAUAUCUGGGAUUUUGGUGGCCAGUAUAUAUAUUACGCGACACAUACAUUAUUUCAUAGCAAAAGAGCUGUAUACCUUUUGGUGGUGAAUCUUGAUCUUGACCUGAAAGAUGUUAUCAAAGACGAAGAUUUUCCUACACAAUCCGGAGAACGCAAUAUGGAAUAUUUUGUCAAGUUUUGGAUGAAUUCAAUACAUUCCUUUAUUGGCUCUGAAAAUGGACAUGAACCUCCGGUCAUUAUUGUUGGUACACACAAAGACCUACUCAUGGGAAACUCGGAGACGGAACGCCAACUCAAGGCUGACGAAUACUUUGAUAAUAUCAGACAACUAUUUGACAAUACGGAAGUAAGAAACCAUAUACGAACAGAUUUUGCCAUUGAUAAUACGAACGAAAAGGAUGAGUCAAUAGAAAGGUUGCGUGAAACAAUUUAUAAAACUGGGAAAACAAUACUUGGAAAUUUUCAAAUACCGAAAUCGUGGAUGGUCGUUGAAACCGCAAUUCAGCAAGCCGACAUUGGGAAGAUUGUAAAAUUUCAAAGGAUAAAGGACCUAAUAAGGUACGAAACAUAUGUUUUAGAAAGCAAUGAACAAAUUAAACUGUUCUUACAGUACUGCCAUGCCAAAGGGACCUUGAUUUAUUUUGACGAAGAACCGAUUUCAGAGUAUGUAGUUUUGGAUCCACAGUACCUGAUCAAUGCCUUCAAAAGUAUCAUAACAUCAAAAAGAUUCAUGAAAAGAAGUGCACAGCUCCGACCAUUUUGGAACAGACUAGUUACAGAAGCCAAGCUUGAUGAAGAGAUGAUUGACAUACUCUGGAGAAAGGAAAAUUUUAUUCACCAUAAAGACAUUCUGUUGGCAUUUCUGAAGAAACAUUAUAUCAUUUCCCAGGCAACAAAAUUUGAUGACAAAACUCAAACUUCUGUUGAUCUAGACUGGUACAUCGUCCCCAGUUUGCUAAAGGAUCACAGUUCGCAAAGUGAGAUAGCUGAUUUUCUUCAAGGAAAACAACAGUCAAAAAUUCGAUACGUGCUACAGUUUGGAGGCAUUUCAGUCGUUCCCACCGUGUAUCACCGAUUAAUUGCUGCAAUACUAGGAAAGUGGUAUGUUGUAGAUUAUAAGGGCAAAAAUCUUAUAUAUGACAAGCUGCUUGUAUUCAAACUAGAUAUUACCCAUUUAGGCCUGAUUGAGAUGAAAGGCAAUGACAUUGAACUAGCCAUGAUUUAUUUAUGUCCACAGUCAGGUAUGUCAACAGCUGUUGCCGACAGCUUUCGCCGUUUCGUUGAAUCAGUUAUCUCCUAUGAAUUCAGGAAACUUCGAACAAGCAUUGAUGAUAAACGAAAGCCAUACUCGAUACAUUACAGAUGCAAUGACGCAAGUCAUGAUUUUCAAGGAAGCAUGAAGCUUGAAGACUUUCAACAUUUGAAAGAGAAAACUCAUGUUCCAUGCCCCGAUCUGCACACACACGUUAUCGAUGCGUAUGAAGCAAAGAGCGAAUGGUUUCUAGAAAGCCAAAUAUUUGAGGAUCUGCCAAAACGUAUUCUGACGGACAAGGACUUAGGCAGAUUUUCGCAGGCAAUAGGAAAGGAUUGGCAGAUCCUUGGACCAGAAAUUGGCUUGAGUAGAGUGAUUAUUGAGCAUAUCACAGUAGAUUAUCCCCAAAGCACUGCGAUGAAAAUAUUCAAAAUGCUCAGUAUAUGGCGAGAUCGGAAUGAAGAUACAUGUACAAUUGGUAACCUUGUGAUGGUGCUGAAGAAAUGCAAAACAAUUACCGUUGACUGGGACACAGUAAGAAAUAUCAUAGAAAACUUAAAUUAACUUGAUUCUGAUUGUAUAAACAUAUAGAUACUUACAAUUUAGACAGUCUGGUUGUAUCAGUUGUCUACAGCUAUAUAUUUAUAAUGUAUUCAAAACUAAACAGAACAAUGUCAAUGUCGCUUUACAGUACUAUAAUAAUCUCAAAACAAAACGGUCACGAGAGCAUGGCGGCAAUGUUUUUUCUCUCUGUAUGGCAGUCGAAAAACAGAUAAGGUAUGAUUUAGUGAUUUAGUACAAUUUGGCGGUUGGAAUGUGUGCUGAAUACCAGAAAAGGAUUACAGUCACAAAUGAAGAAGUAUUAUUUGAAAUGAUCUUGUUGGGACACACAAUUUUGAAUUUUUAAGCAUAACACCAAUAAAAAGUCCUUAUGUUUGCCAUUUGAAUGUUUUGACUCGGAAAGAACUCGCAAUGGAUCGCAAACCACGUGUAACAUUUAACGCGCAUCUAUUAUCGAUUGGUGCCUUUUACCGCGACGUCACUUAUGACGUACGUCUUGGGUACUUGUUUGUAUUGGAAUGGAGUUGAUGUAGUAAAGUUAUUGAAACCAAACGUACUUUUAGUAUUAGUGUCGGUCACGACAAUUUGGUCCUGCGAACCUGAUACACCGCCUUAAAAGAGAAACUUAUGCAACAACUCAAGAGUAGAUUUACCGCUACAGCUGCAAAGAUCGAUUUUACGAAAUGCCGCAGUUAUAAAAGUUCAAAGGUCGGUGCAGACGAUUUGGAGAUCAGCGAAGAAGAAAUAGAGACUAUUAGUCUUUCUUUAGAAGAGAAGUAGACAACACUUGAGGGUGUACACUUACAGGCUCUAGAAAUACUACCGCUGGAAAAUGAAAAGAAAAUAGAAAUAAGAGUGAUCGCGCAGCACGAAUACUUAUCUACAGUGCAAAUCAUACAACCUUAAGAAAACAUUAAAGGUAAAAAUAUAAAUCACAAUGUCGCCUCACAUAAAAAUAGUAAUAGUUUCACAGAAACACAGUCCAGUCCUGAAAGCGGAAACAUCGAGUAAACAAAGACGCCGCAUAUUCAAGCAAUGCUGAUAACAGUUAAAAUAAUGUCCAAACUUCUUAUUCCUGAAACAGUUAGCAUAGAUUGCUGAAAUAAGGCAUUCCAAUAUUCACCGGAAAUGUACUUGACUGGCAAGCCCUCUGGAAUUUAUAUGUAUCUGCAAUACAUGCAAACUCGUCACUUCUGAACGCACAUAAAUUCAGGUAUUUGAAAUCGAUUCUAAGGGGAGAAGCCAUCAAACCAGCACAGGUUUUGCGCUUCCAAACGAGAUUUUACACGAACGUUAUGAUAAUCAAGACAUACAUUACAGCCCUAUAAGAUUUACCCGUACCAGUAAAUAAUUCUGCAAACCUUUGACCUUUCUACGAUGGAACCGAGACGCCUUGAAACAGAGUGAAAAUACAUAUGAUUUAUUGCUAGUACCCGUCAUAAUGCAGAAACUUCCGGCUGAAAUAAAAAAGAACAUGAUCCGUGAACAUGGUUCAACAAAUUGGGAGUUUAAGGACAUUAGACGAAUUUUGUAGAGGGAUUUA
Messenger RNA from Mercenaria mercenaria, 4159 nucleotides. Its product is annotated as probable serine/threonine-protein kinase pats1. Bases 253 to 2619 code for a protein of 788 amino acids. The record is from RefSeq and is a predicted model, not a curated record. Gene Ontology annotation, molecular function: protein binding. The transcript has 6 exons. NCBI's taxonomy places the organism in Eukaryota, Metazoa, Mollusca, Bivalvia, Venerida, Veneridae. Gene Ontology annotation, biological process: signal transduction.